This is a messenger RNA of Mesoplodon densirostris (Blainville's beaked whale), 2004 nucleotides long. Its product is annotated as histone-lysine N-methyltransferase PRDM9-like. NCBI's taxonomy places the organism in Eukaryota, Metazoa, Chordata, Mammalia, Artiodactyla, Ziphiidae. Gene Ontology annotation, cellular component: nucleus. The record is from RefSeq and is a predicted model, not a curated record. Gene Ontology annotation, biological process: positive regulation of reciprocal meiotic recombination; regulation of DNA-templated transcription. Gene Ontology annotation, molecular function: recombination hotspot binding; zinc ion binding; histone H3K36 methyltransferase activity. The transcript is spliced from 12 exons.
AUGAGCACCGACAGGUGGCCGGAGGAGAGCACCGAGGGAGAUGCUGGGAGAACAGAGUGGAAGCCCACGGCCAAAGAUGCUUUCAAAGACAUUUCCACAUACUUCUCCAAGGAAGAAUGGACAGAGAUGGGAGAAUGGGAAAAAAUCCGAUAUAGGAAUGUGAAAAAGAACUAUGAAGCACUGAUUACUAUAGGUCUCAGAGCCCCUUGGCCAGCUUUCAUGUGUCACCGCAGGCAGGCCAUCAAACCCCAGGUGGAUGACCCUGAGGAUUCUGAUGAAGAAUGGACUCCAAGGCAGCAAGUUAAACUUUCUUGUGUGGCCUUCAGAGUGGAGCACAGUAAACACCAGAAGGUAAUGCCCCUGGUGACAUUAAGUAAUGAAUCUAGUUUGAAGAAAUUGCCAGGAGCAGCGCAACUGCAGAAGGCAAGUGGCCCUGCGCAGGCCCAGGGACCAGCGCCCCCUCCCAGAGCAGCAAGCACCUCUGCAAGGCACACUAGACAAGAGCUGGAACGCAGAACAAAGCAGAUUGAAGUGAAGAUGUAUAGCCUACGAGAAAGAAAGGUCCACGUGAACCAAGAGGUCAGUGAGCCCCAGGACGACGACUACCUCUAUUGUGAGAAGUGUCAGAACUUCUUCAUUGACAGCUGUGCUGCUCACGGGACCCCUACAUUUGUAAAGGACAGUGCAGUGGAGAAGGGGCAUCCCAACCGCUCAGCCCUCACUCUGCCCCCUGGAUUAAGUAUCAGACCAUCAGGCAUCCCUGAGGCUGGGCUUGGAGUAUGGAACGAGGCAUCUGAUCUGCCAUUGGGUCUGCACUUUGGCCCCUAUGAGGGCCGGAUCACAGAAGCUGAAGAGGCCGCCAACAGUGGAUACUCCUGGCUGAUCACCAAAGGGAGAAAUUGCUACGAGUAUGUGGAUGGAAAGGACAAGUCCUGGGCCAACUGGAUGAGGUAUGUGAACUGUGCCCGGGAUGAGGAGGAGCAGAACCUGGUGGCCUUCCAGUAUCACAGGCAGAUCUUCUACCGAACCUGCCGGGUGGUCAGGCCGGGCUGUGAACUGCUGGUCUUGUACGGGGACGAGUACAGCCAGGAGCUCGGCAUCCAGUGGGGCAGCGGGUGGAAGAGCCAGCUCGCGACGGCGGGCAGAGACCCAAAGCCCAAGAUCCAUCCGUGUGGCUCCUGCUCUCUGGCCUUCUCCAGUCAGAAAAUCCUCAGCCAACACGUGGAACACAGUCACCCGUCUCAGGUCCUCUCGAGAACAUCUGCAAGAGACUGUGUCCAACCACAGGAUCCCUGCCCAGACUAUCAAAAUCGGCAGCAGCAAUAUUCUGAUCCACACAGCUGGAGUGACAAACCUGAAGGUCAAGAGGUCAAGGAAAGCUCCAAACCUUUGCUGAAAAGGAUAAGGCUGAGGAGGAUUUCAAGGGCCUUUUCCUACUCUCCCAAAGGACAAAUGGGGAGCUCUAGGGCACAUGAGAGAAUGAUGGAGGCAGGGCCCAGCACAGGCCAGAAAGUGAAUCCAGAGGACACAGGCAAAUUACUUAUGGGGGCAGGAGUAUCAAGAGUUGUAAAAGUCAAGUACAGAGGCUGUGGGCAAGACUUCAGUCAAAAGUCACAUCUCAUCAGACACCAGAGGACACACACAGGGGAGUAGCCCUAUGUUUGCGGGGAGUGUGGGCGAGACUUCAGUCAAAAGUCACAUCUCAUCGGACACCAGAGGACACACACAGGGGAGAAGCCCUAUGUUUGCAGGGAGUGUGGGCGAGACUUCAGUCAUAAGUCACAUCUCAUCAGACACCAGAGGACACACACAGGGGAGAAGCCCUAUGUUUGCGGGGAGGCAACGGGGCUGGCAGUUUAUACACCCUGCCGCCACCGGCAGCUGCUGGCAGCCACGAUCCGCAUGCUGAAGCGGGGCUCCGAGGAAUGUGCGCUGCCUGACACGCGCUGGGCUCAGCCGAGGCGCCUGUCCUGUCCCCGGGACGCCUGCAGGGCCUCCACCUGA